GAGGCACGACCGAAUUCGUGACCACGAGCUGGGCCCCCUCUUGCCGAAGCGAUGGUGGACACAUUUAGGAGUCCAACUGAAGGCCCGAGAAGAGACCUUUGGACCACUCCCGGCAGAUGCUUGGAUUUCGCUUCGCCUCGAUGGCUGCUGCUGGGGCACAGUAAUGUCUCGUCUCAAGAGCUCUGGCAUUCUGGAGCAGGGCUUUCGGAACGAGAUUGCUGAAGCCAUGAUCACAUCCUGCCGGGCUGUCAUGUGCGAGUUUGAUGGCAUUCUGGGCUACACGCACAGUGACGAGAUGACAAUUAUCGUACCACCGGGAAGCCGAGUGUGCGACGGCUCCGUGUCCUGGUGGGUGAGCACUGCCGCAAGCGUAGCCAGCGCUGCAUGCAACCGCUCUCUGGCGAAGCUGGCAGCUGCACGAGGCCUGGAACUUCCGGAGAUCGUCAUGGCACACUUUGACUGUCGCGUGGGUGUCUUCGACUCCGCACGGCAAGCCGAAGGAUUGGUGCUUUGGCGAGCUGCGGAUUGCAAUGUCAACUCUGCGUCGGAUGCCAUAAAGUUCUCAGACGCACCUUUUGCGGUUCGCGAGUACAACACCAUCCAGAAGCUGUGUUACCUUCAAGAGCGCGCUGGGCUGCCCAUGCAGAGACAUCAGGCCUAUGGCUCUCUCAUUGGACGGAUCGCCCUGGAAGGCCAAGAUGUGCUGGUGCUCCUCAACAGUGGGUGUCACUCCUUGCCCAAGCACAUCCACAACCUCGCUCGACUUGGUACGCUGGUUCCCAGCCAUUCAGGUCACAAGCUUCGCGGGCCUGCGAAGAGGCUUCGGACAUUGAGAAGAUGGUGGGCAGGGCUCAAAAGAGGCCUUGGGCUGGUUUCAGGUCCCAUAUCGGAGCAGGCUUCCAAGUUUGGCUUGCUGGACUUUGUGGUUUGGCCUUGCAGCGCUCCUCAAUGUGUUAAGGGCAUCUUCUUGUGUGCUCAAGAGCUGGCUUUCGGCCCUCAGGCGUUGAAAUGA
Symbiodinium sp. CCMP2456 is the source of this 1012-nucleotide messenger RNA. The record is from the annotation of a GenBank genome assembly. Lineage: Eukaryota; Dinophyceae; Suessiales; Symbiodiniaceae.